Molecule: messenger RNA, 527 nt
Organism: Neurospora hispaniola
Lineage: Eukaryota; Fungi; Ascomycota; Sordariomycetes; Sordariales; Sordariaceae
Exons: 1
Coding region: 156-449 (97 amino acids)
Source: RefSeq, a predicted model, not a curated record
GAGAACAAACGGCUCCGACCGAGUGAAAAUUCCAGUGUAGUCGAGUGUUAUUAUCAAGGAUCCUCUGUGUCCGUCAUAAGAUCAGAACUAUUCAGGCCUUCAAGUUUGCACCCCGGGAGUCGGCAUAGAUCCUCAUUUAUUUCCACGUUGGCUACAUGAUCCUGCUUGCUUGGUUUUGUGUAACCAUAUCUACCAACUCAGCCAUGCGGAGACACUCCCUCUUUCUCGAUUCAGGAAAUGUUCAUGGAUUUAGACACUGGUCGAUUUUGUACCUCAUUCUUACUGAACCAUCUACUGUACCAUCUUGGCUGCCGCCAUGUUAUAUAGCCAAAACAUUGCGGAUGCUGUGUGAUUCGUGGGUUAUUGAGCGCCGGAUAAAUCAGCGCAAUCUGGAUCACCAAUAUUUAAAUCUUGGCUGCACCGUUGUCGAUAGAAAUAGAACAUUCUAAACAGUGCCUCUCCCCUAGAUCCUUGAAGCUUGGGUUUAGUUCGCAGACUUAAACUCCAAGUAGACAUCAGGUAGAUAA